CUUGAGUUUCUUUAUCCUCUACCAGAACAAGGGCAAAAAAGAAGAAGGGCUGAAGAGCAGAUAACAACAAUUUAAGAGCACCCACACCGGCUUCCAUGGAAGUAAUAGGCCGGAAAACGAUAAACAUGAUGGGCGGAGAAGACCACCGGGGUCUCAACCUGAAAGCCACGGAGCUCUGCCUCGGCCUUCCCGGCGGAGGCGAAAGCGAGUCAAUGAAGGUCACCGGAAAAAGAGGCUUUUCUGAGACUGUUGACCUCAAACUCAACCUUCACCAUCAUCAAACUGCUAACAAUGGCUCUUCUUUGGAUCUCAAAGACAAGAUGAUGAAAUCUCCUCAGGAGACUACCAAGGAUCCUAUCAAGCCCCCUUCCAAGGCACAAGUGGUAGGGUGGCCGCCAGUGAGGAACUACAGGAAGAACGUAAUGGCACAGAAGAGUAGCGAGGAGGAGGCGGCGCUUGAGAAGAGCGGCGGAGGGGCGGUGGCGUUUGUGAAGGUGUGCAUGGACGGAGCGCCGUACCUUCGCAAGGUUGACUUGAAGAUGUAUGAGAGCUACCAACAGCUGUCUGAUUCUCUUGCCAAGAUGUUCAGCUCCUUCACUAUGGGUAAUUACGGGCCCCAAGGCAUGAUAGACUUCAUGAAUGAAGGGAAGCUGAUGGAUCUCCUGAACAGCUCAGAAUAUGUGCCCACCUAUGAAGAUAAGGAUGGUGACUGGAUGCUCGUGGGGGAUGUGCCAUGGGAGAUGUUUGUUAAUUCUUGCAAACGCUUGCGCAUAAUGAAAGGAUCAGAAGCAAUCGGACUUGCACCAAGAGCAAUGGAGAAGUGCAAGAGAAGGAGCUAAUGAACAAAGGCAUAAAUAUCACAUGGCCUGCAGUUCCAUUUCCUCCAAGUUGUGCAUGCAAUCAAGAAGCUAAGGAAGGGGUUCUUAUAUAUGUGAUGGUUGUUUGAUCUUUGUGUCUGUAAUUUUAUUUGAUUAUUACUAUAUAGUAUACUCAUACUAGCAUAUAUAUUAAGUUAAAACUUUUUUUUUGACAUUUGUAAUGGACAAGAAGCAAAUCCUUAAAUUAAACCCUAUUGUCUGGUUGUUACUACUAAUUAGUGGCUUGUUUCAUUUUCAUUAUUAUUGUCAUUAAUGUUAAGUUUUUGGGUUUUGUUUGUCUUUUUUUAUUAACUGUUGUGGUGUUGUACAAUUUUCUUUGUUGUCACAGUAGUUCUGAGUACAGUUUUAAUUCUUUGAAUCUAAUUAUUAAAUGCCAGUUUCUUUUUCUUCCCCA
Molecule: messenger RNA, 1272 nt
Organism: Cuscuta europaea
Lineage: Eukaryota; Viridiplantae; Streptophyta; Magnoliopsida; Solanales; Convolvulaceae
Source: the annotation of a GenBank genome assembly